AUGGAGCCUCAGAUAGUACCAUUGUUGAAGCUUACACCGUUAGAUAACCCUCCGAAGUUCCUAAUACCUCUACAGUCUGCUGGAAAGUUUGUUAAGAAGUUAAGGGAGUCCGAGGCCAAUGUUGUGGACUCGCAGGCCAAUCGUUCCGGUUCUGAUGAGGACCAGAGAGCAUUACAAGCUGGUCUGUUAUAUCUGGCUCUUACUGAGCCAGAUCCUAGGCAUUCGUUUUGUACGGAUAUUGUAUUGACCUCUCGUGACAACUUAACUUAUGUCCUGUCAGAAAUGACUCGCUUGGUUGCGGAAACGUGGCCAAAAAUGACCCAAAGUGUUCGAUGCAACCUUAUAUCAUUGCUGGGGGAGUUUAUAUCGACGAAGACUGCCAGUGUUGAGGUGUUGAUGCUCCACGUGUAUCGAAGAAUGACAACUGGUGAUAUUUCUCCUCAAAACCUGUGGCUCAUAGACAGCAUGGCGGAUCUUCUGGAAAAAAACAAAGAUUGGCUAGGGAGUUUGGAAAGACAACCGUUUUUGCUUCCCCUAACUGUAUAUACCUUACUCCGGCUUAUCCCAGAUCAUCAUUUAUCUCCUCAACAGGCUACACUAGUCACUUCAAAUCCUUCUGUCCAUCUGUCCAAGUUACGACAGAAAGAAUUGGUUUUGGUUGAAGAGCUUGUUCGGAAGAAUUUUGACCGUUGCGCCCAAAUUGGCCGUGAUUUCAUUCGUCUCCUACAUGGCGUCGCACGUCUGGAACCUAUGAAGCGUUUGUGGGAUGAUAUACUACAAAAUAUUUCUUCUUUGUCGUCUCAUUUUUCAAGUCCCGCUGAAAUUUUGGAAAUCACCACACCUCAGUGUUUUACACAGACCCUUAUACCACAUGAAAUGGAACAGUGGGUUCGUUGGAUGAUGAAAAAUGUUCAUUGUGUUCCGAGAGUUCCUGUUCAUCGUUAUCAAGACUUUUUCCAAAGGAAAUUCUUUUCAACUCCAGAAAGUCAGAGUCUUCGUGUGUGCCUUUUGCGUUACGUUGUGACUUACUUUUAUCCUGAUAAUGAAAUGUUAGCCUCCACCUUAAUACCACGAUGGAAUGUGGUUUCUUGGAUUCUUUCUCAAUCUACAUGUCCUGUUGCCACUGUUAAUGCCAAAUUGGCUCUGUUUUAUGAUUGGCUCUUUUUCAAACCAAAUGAUUGUAUAAUGAAUUUGGAACCUGCUUUAUUAGCUAUUAUGAAUCAUCUUAAUCCGCGUUCACAGCUGAUCGCAUUUUCACUUGUUGACUUUUUGAUUAAAAUUGUUGGAACCUAUUAUCCCCCAAUGACUGAAAGAAUCGUUAUGGGUGUUCGUUCUGGUUUGGAGGAAAUGAUUCGUUUAGGUGUUGUGAAAAGCAUCGCUCCUCUAUUCGAGUUUUUACACCGUUCGUCUUCUUUGGAUUUGUUGCGAUCACUUCGUGUUUUGUUGGGUCUUGAGCCUAAUACUACUUUGACAAGUAUAGCAGUCCCACCUGUGGAAAACCCUAGUCGUCCGACACCUGAAAAAUGGCCAGGACCAGGUGAUACCCCAGUGGUGAGCACGAACUUGAGCUCUGUUGCGAAUUCCACGGUUGUUUCUCGCAAUCAAACUACUACAUCUUUAACGGUCACUAGGUCUUUAUCACCAGUCACAUUAAUGACAGAUAGUGGACCACCAACAGACCCUCGUCUGACACGGGGUCACGCUGCUAUUCUCGCUGGGGCUGUCCCCCCAAAUCUAAAUUCUACAUUAACUGAAAAUCUUCCUAAACCUGUUUUAACAACAUCAGAAAUAAUUCCAAGUCUUCAGCCAAGCAUACCAAAUACUUUACAGCAAAAUCCAUUACCAUUUACUAUUUCACAGGAUGACUCAAAAACUUCAAUUAUCCCUGCACGUAAUACGUUGCCUACACUACCAUCUCUACCACGUAGUUCCCAACAAUUAACAGAAGUUCAAAUAACCGACGACUUGGAUAUAAUGGAGAUUAAUAUUUUGGAAAAUAAACCAGCACUCACAAGAACUGCCACCUGGAGCCCACCACCAGUAGAAAGUCGGCGUGUAAUCAAGAAAUCAGUUGACCAUGAACCAGAUACUCCAGAUUCACUGGAGUUCAAAAUUGAUAGUCUCCGGCGUCGAUUUCAAGAUUAUCAAAUUAGAUUUCAUUACUUUGUCGAAUCUGUUGACGUAAAUUCCCUGAUUAAACAACUUGAUGGACCUAUACGGACAGCAUUGGAACAGUUUCGUGAUGUAGCUAAACAAGUUGGCCUAAUACGUAAUUCUUCGAUUGGUUUAUGUGCUUCACAAAAUUUGGAUGAUUUGGAUAAUGGCUGCUAUGAUCAGGAACAAAAUUCCUCCGUAUAUCUUCGCUCUGCGUCUGUUCUUAAUGAUUUGUGCGAGUCAAUGGAGGCUCUCAUUCAAGCGGUACUUGUUGAAGACAGCUUCGAUGAUUUAGAGAUCGCUGGUCGGACAGCAGCUGUUGUAUGCGAAUUACUGUUCUGUUUAUUUGCACAACGUUUGAUGCCUGUUGGAGUUGAGUGGUCUGAAGAACAUUUGGAAGAUUGCUUAGAAUUCCCGGUAUUUAUUCCUUUCCGUCAUCUUUUACAAAUGAAUCCGGGCGAUCCCAAACGUGAAUUGCUCUUAUUAUUGUUAACAGAGAUGCAAACUCGACAACCUCGUCUCGGUUAUCAUUUAUUAUUUUUCCUUAAAGUUAGCAAAGUAAAUGAUGAGAAAAUGUCGAUUUAUCGUAAUUUUUGUGCAAGUCAAGAAAAUCCUAACUUACGAGAUUCUUUAUUCAAGGAUAUGCAAUUGCUGUCUGAUGAUAAUCGUCGCCUGUUCGCGUAUUUACUUCCAGACGUAUUCACUGUGUUUUCAUCAGAACUAUCUAAUGACACGGAAUUUCUUCGAUUAAUUGUUGCUACCAUUGAUCCUGGAAUGUGUAAUUCUCUUAUAAGUGAAAUAGUUCGUGGACAUUUAAAUCUCUUUCCGAAUAACGAUUUGACCAAUAUAUUAAAUGCCAGUCUUGAAUGGAAUUCGAUUGAACAGUUAUUCUUUUGGCAGUUGAUUAAUGCUCAUGAAAUUCCAACUAGUCGAUUUCUACCGUUGAUUCAUUCUGUCGAUUCAUUUAAGCAUCCUGAAGCAUGUUCCAAUUUGAUUCUUCUCCUUAAAUUAGAAAAACCUAGCUUUGAAUUAGUUCGUGCUUUACUAUCUCGUCGUAAUUCAAAUGAUUUACUAUCAAUGACUGCACUGCACUUUUGGAGCUGUCCGGAUAAUCAACAUGCUGGACGUUUCUCAAACAUUUUAUGUUCGUUUAUCAAUGCACCUUUAUCUUCAACAAAUGCAGUUGGUGUAUGUUCAGCUACUAAUAAUCAAAAUAUGAAAGACGUCAAGGAUAAACGCCGCAGUUCUUCAAAACAUCAGCUGCCACCUGAGGAUUGUGUGGACCUAUCACUCAUCCUUACCCACUUGGAUUCUCUUCGAAGAAAUUGUAAAAAUAUAUCACUAUUACAAGAUGAUGAUAUACAAUCAGCUCUUCAAUCUUUAGUGGUAUCGCCUAAAUUAUCUCCAAAUCUUAAAGAUCGUUUCUCUGACUUAUUGGCAUUAGUUGAAGAUCUUCCACCAACAUCUAGUGAUUGUCAUUCACAAAUAUCAGAUUCUUUGUUACGUUGCAAUUCUUCAGUUCAUAUUAAUGGUGAUGUGUAUAAAAGUGACGUUAGAAAAAAUUCAUCUGAUCGAAUAAAACCUACUAGUCAUGGUGGUAGCAAAGGUGGACAUAGUCUUCGUAAUUUAGAUUCACGUCGAGCAGCUGAAGCAGAAAGGCGGCAAGUAGUUUCAACUUACAGUAGUAAUUCAACUUCUUCAAAACGACAUAAUCGAAGCGAUAGUCAGUUGAAUAAUUUUGAUGGUGAUUCUGAUGGUAAUGAAGUUGGUUCUGUGACUAGUGACUCGUCAUCUUGUUCGUCCGAAGAAGAAGAGUCAACAAUCAGCAGAAAAACUAGAAGUGGAGCAAUGCGUUCUGUAGAUAAAUCUACGAAUAAAUUAAAAACAAGUGGAGGCAGACGUGUAAACAGUGAAUUAGCAGUAUCAAAGGAUCGUAAGUCAACAAAUAAACGUUCAACUAGUCGUCAAGAAGUAGAUGAUGAAUCUGUUAAAAGUGAAGAUGAUGAGGAUGAUGAAUAUGAAGAUCGUGUAUUGGAAGUUGUUGUGAUUGAUGAUGAAAGUGGCGAUGAUUCCAAUAGUUCCAGAGCCACUACGUCGCGAGGUAAUAACAAUAGUAAUAAUAAUGAUAAUGAUGAAGUCGAUGACGAUUGCAGAAUACGUCCAUCAAAACGUCGUAAAACAACAAUAAAGCGUUUUAUGUUAGAUGACUAA
Molecule: messenger RNA, 4365 nt
Organism: Schistosoma guineensis
Lineage: Eukaryota; Metazoa; Platyhelminthes; Trematoda; Strigeidida; Schistosomatidae
Source: the annotation of a GenBank genome assembly